UUGGCUCUAAACAAUGAUUCUAUCAUUCACAAUAUUUCAUAUAUUUGUUUUAAUAGUAUCUCCCAUAUCUCCUCCACUAGCAUCAGCACAAGACAAAGAUGGAACCAUAGCACGAGUAGGUUGUAAUUCAACAUGUGGAACCGUUUCAAUCCCUUUCCCAUUCGGAAUGCAUGAACCUCAUUGCUAUGCAGACAAAUGGUUCGAAAUAGAGUGCAAAUUUGACAACAACUCUUCUUCUGAUGUUCCUUACUUGAAGUCGUUAAAUCUUGAGGUAGAUGGAUUUUACAAUAACAUCGUUGUUAUUAUGAAUCCAAUUUACCAUUCCAAUUGCCGUCAUAAGGACAAAACCAGUAGCAACAGAAACAAAACCGUUACUCUUAGAGGCAGUCCUUUCGUAUAUUCACAGGCUGAAAACUCAUUUCUAGCUGUUGGAUGUAACAUUCUUGCUUUUCUUCAGUCAAAUGGGACAACGGUCGGUGGUUGUAUGUCAAUUGGUCCCACUGGCAACAACAAUAUCAACAUCAAUAUCAACAUCAAUAUCAGCAGGUGUUAUUGCGUGACAUCGGUGCCUCCGCGUCUUUCAGAGUUUAAUGCAAUGCUACGAGGUUUAACCGAUCAAAGUAGUGAUGGUUGUAGUUAUGCUUUGAUUACAAAUGAUAACAGGAUGCCUUUAGAGAAUUCAAAUCAUAUGAACAUGGAUGAGAUUAAGAUGUUGAAUGAUUUGAAGAAUAUGGAAUAUGCUCCUGUAAUGCUUGAGUGGGAGAUUUUGAAUUAUAUGUUAAUUAACUCCACAUUUCAACUACCUCCAAAUUGUUAUGACUCCAGCGUUACUUCUUUAAGUAAUAACAGAACCACCGGCCGGCAAUGUCAAUGCUUAUUCGGUUUCUCGGGCAAUCCAUAUCUUGCUGGAGGCUGCCCAGAUUCUGUUUGUUACUACCCCAACGAUGGUAUCAAUUGUAAAUGCUUCGACGGUUACAGUGGCAAUCCCUUCCAUGCAGGAGGCUGCAGAGAAAUUCCAGGGUACUUUCAUAAGAACAAUCGAUGGAAGAAGUCGGUUAUUUUAGGCAUUUCGUCAAGUUUUGGAUCCCUCGUUUUCCUCAUUGGUAUAUGGUUAUUCUACAAAGCUAUGAAACGAAGAAUGAUAAAGAAACGCAAAGAAAAAUUCUUCAAAAGAAAUGGUGGUUUGUUGUUACAGAAAAGAAUGUCGGCAGGAGAAGUAAAUGUUGAUAGAACUAUUCUCUUCACCUUAAAAGAUUUAAAGAAAGCCACUGACAGUUUUAAUAAGGAUAGAGUUCUUGGAAAGGGAGGCCAGGGUACAGUUUACAAAGGCAUGUUGGUGGAUGGUAAGAUUGUUGCGGUGAAAAAGUUUAAGGUUGAAGGAAAGGUUGAAGAGUUCAUCAAUGAGUUUGUUAUCCUUUCGCAAAUCAAUAACAGAAAUGUUGUUAAACUAUUGGGAUGUUGCUUGGAGACAGAAAUUCCAUUGCUUGUUUAUGAAUUCAUUCCAAAUGGUAACCUUUUUGAGUAUCUGCAUGACCAGAAUGAGGACAUACCAAUGACAUGGGACAUGCGUUUGAGGAUUGCUAGUGAAGUUGCUGGAGCUUUAUUUUAUUUGCACUCAGUUGCAUCUCAACCUAUUUAUCAUAGAGACGUUAAAUCAACAAAUAUACUAUUGGAUGAAAAGUAUAGGGCAAAAUUAGCAGAUUUUGGAGCAUCAAGAAUAAUUUCAAUUGAAGCUACUCACCUUACCACAAUUGUUCAAGGUACUUUUGGAUACUUAGACCCAGAAUAUUUUUACACUAGUCAAUUUACAGAGAAAAGUGAUGUUUACAGCUUUGGAGUAGUGCUUGCCGAACUUUUAACUGGUAAGAAGGCAAUAUCUUCUACAACAAGAUCUGAGGAAUCACAAAAUUUAGCUUCCUAUUUUGUUCAGUGUAUAGAGGAGAAUAUGUUGUUUGACAUUAUUGACAAAAGGGUCAUAAAAGGAGGAGAGAAAGAACAUAUCAUUGCAGUUGCAAAUCUUGCAUAUAGAUGCUUGGAAAUAAAUGGAAGAAAACGACCAACUAUGAAAGAAGUCACAUUAGAAUUGGAAGGGACUAGGGGAUUCAAUAAGAAGCUUAAUGCACAUCAAAAUUACGAGGAAAAUGAGUUUUCAGGAAUUGAAGAGUACCAACCUUGGGAUGGGUUUUCUGCAUCAAAUUCAUUACCAAUUAUCAACAGCCAAACACACUCUACAGACUCGGAGGUUAUGCAUAUUCUUGCAUUAGAAUAGUUGGUUUGCUUAAUUGCUUUUCUUUGGUAUUGAUUAUUGUAUUAUUUUAUUAUACGCAAGAGUUUGCUUAGGAUUUGAGGAUCAAAUGGGGAGGUGGUUAUGGAUAAUGAAUUAUAUUGGAUGUAUUUAGUAAACAUAAAACGGACCUUUGCUUGAGGUCUUGUGUGCAAAUAUGUGAGAAUAAUGUUUUAAAAAAUAAGAUCAUUGGAUGUAGUUUCCUCUUUUUUUUUUCUUUCCUUUUUUACAUGAAUGAACGUAUACUGUCUUGAAAGUAUGUAACACAACAAAGUUAUCGUGGAUUGUUGAUUGGUAGAAUAAGUUGAUCUUGAA
Messenger RNA from Lathyrus oleraceus (garden pea), 2599 nucleotides. RefSeq names its product wall-associated receptor kinase-like 8. Bases 14 to 2269 code for a protein of 751 amino acids. Gene Ontology annotation, biological process: cell surface receptor signaling pathway; protein phosphorylation. NCBI's taxonomy places the organism in Eukaryota, Viridiplantae, Streptophyta, Magnoliopsida, Fabales, Fabaceae. Gene Ontology annotation, cellular component: plasma membrane. The transcript is spliced from 4 exons. The record is from RefSeq and is a predicted model, not a curated record. Gene Ontology annotation, molecular function: polysaccharide binding; ATP binding; protein serine/threonine kinase activity.